UUUCUCCGAAAAAAAUCUAUUCUGAGCUACUGGCCUGGAAAGACAAUAAAAUGAGAUGAUGAAGCCGAUAAUAUUAAUGCAAGAAUAUGAACGAUUUAUCUUGCUGCACUGGCGUACCUGUUCGGCACUUGAGUGUUGAGCAACCUAGAUUGCAGCUCGCUAGCUAGGACACAACCGGAUUUCUUUUGGCCCUGAUCUUGAAGUUCGCAUAAAUCUAACUAUUAUGGCCCAGGAUAGGAACCUCUUGACCGUGAUACUGGUCUGCUGUUUGACUGUCGUGAGCAUCGUCGCUUUGGUUCUCGGCAUAAUCAGCUUGAAUCAAUCAGGGGGCGAGACUGGAUCUGGGCAGCCGAUAAACAUCUAUACCCAGUCUGGCCAGUCAUCAUCUAGUGGAUCGUCAUUGGCGAGCAGUAGCAGCAGUGAUGACAAGGUCUGGCUCUUUGCCAUCGGUCACUAUGAUGAUAUCUUGGAAUAUUUGGAUGAGACGACAUACACAAUCAAGGGAUUUGGCCCAGACAUGGUGGAUGCAGUGUGUUCGAUAGCGAACAAGAACUGUCAACUGGUUUAUGACGUCUACGAACAUUGUUGGGACAGCCAAGCGGGUGAGCGGCCCAGGGGUGGCCCAGGGCUCAUGGGCGGAUGGUACGAUGGGUGUACAGGUUGGGUCCAAACUUUCGAUCGCCUGCUGACGUAUUAUUUCACAGUGCCAUACAACAAAGGAGGCUCUGUCGCCCUCUACGCCAAGAAUGACAGCACAGUGACGUAUAACAAUUUGACCAAUCUGAAAGUUGGAUUUCUGGAUGGCUGGAAUGCGGACGAAUUUUGCCUCGCCCGCUACACAAACAUCGCGGGUUCUACGCUCAGUGCCAACCAGAUAUUCCACUACCAAUCAGCUGAGCUCUUGAUCAACGCAAUCCUGAAUGAACAGAUUGACGUGGCAUUCGGUGAAUUUUUGAGUCAGUUCACGAGCUCGCUGAAACUCAUUUCACCGCCAAACUUCGAUAACAACUGUCUGGCUGGCGGUGCCUCGAUCAUGACACGACACACCAACCGUGACCUGGUGAAUUGGUGGAAUGACGCCUUCCAGCGUCUCAGGGACAGAGGGCGCUAUAAUGAAAUCUGCGAGGCAAUUCCUGAGCGCCACGGUCAUAUCGCCGGUCAGGAUUACACUGAAAUCUGCCUCGGUUAUUAAUCAGCUUCACGCUGAUUGGUCUGUUCUCCAUCAUGUGACCAUCUUCCGAAGAUGACAUUCAUCAAUGUUACUAGCUUACCGAGAGAUAGAGAGUGAUUUAAGUCACGUUCCAAGUACUGAUUCUUAUUCAGAAAAAAAAAAUGUAUUUUCAAAGUGUAAUUCAUAACAAAGUAUAAAGGCUCGUUCAGUAAAUAACGCGGUAUAGCGCCACAAAAAUCCUGCUACGGUUAUCAUAUGUGUACAUGAAUGGCAACUGAUCUCUGUGUUAUAAGACACAGCAAUAAGAAACGUGUCUCACUUUACGUCAUCGUAAAAAAACCGCUAUGGUUUUGUCGUGUCAUAUCGAUCUGAACAAGGCUUUUAUACUUUGAUAUUUCGAAGUAGUUUCUGUGUGCAUUGGCUAAAUUAAGGGUUCGAUCAUAUUAUGUAUAUUUCAGGCAGCAGACAGCACCCCCUAAAAACUGUGAAUCACUUUGCUUGAGAAAGUAUAUCGGAGUGGAUGGAAUCAGCAUAUGCCACUAAAGUUUAGGUUGAUAGAAGCCUAGAGUUCAUGACUUUAUGAUUACCCCUAAGCAAUAACAGUUUUAUGUAUCAAAAUGUAAUUAUAUAGGUGUAGGAAAUAGAGAACUAUUUAGAAUGCCUGGAAAUAUAUGACUUAUAUAUGUAUACACAGACAAUCAAACUGUGAAUUCAUAAUUUGCUUACCCUCAUUAGUCAAAAAUUGUUUUCUUUGUUUUCACAGUUUCAGCCAGAUACCUGAUCAAACUGUCUUUCUGCAUUUAGUUUUUUGUUUGUUUUAUUUCUAAGUUUCAGGAGUGAUUAACUUAACGAAAUUUAUAUUUCCCUUCUUAUAGGCUUAAACCUGUGACAAUAAUUUACAUAUGUGUACAUGGUGUUGGGUAUUCACAUUUUAUUAUAUGAUUACUUUAAUCAUAAUACCAUAUUGGGUUUUAAAAGUCAUGUCUAUGUUAAUAAGUGAGUAAACGAAUAAAAGUUAUACUUUCAUUUACAUUAUAAUUUUUCUCAUUACAAUUAUCAUUUUUAUCACUAUAAUAACUUGUAUUCUUAUCGUUAUCAUCAUAAUAAUCAUUAUUAUUAUUUUAUUUGUAUAUGCAUUCUCAUUAUAAUUGUCAUCAUUGCGAUUUUCUGGUAAAGCUCGAAGUCCAUUAAUGUUUUGAUAAAAGAGAAAAUAUAACAUACUAGAUGUCAAAAAGUAAAAUAUUUCGGGAGUACGAGAGUUUUGAGUAAUUUCGAACGAUCCAGUGAUUUAUAUCACGUUUUUUAUUUCCAUACAUAUGCUUCAAAUAUGCAUGUACGAUGCAAUGUUUUACAUAUAUAUGACGCCCCGAAAAUUUAUAUGAAUAUCGAGAUAACUCAAUAAAGUACAUUCAGCAAAAGAAAAGGGUGUUCUUUUUCAUUGUAUGUUCGUUUCAUUUAAGUGUCAAUUUAACAUCUAAUACGUAUCUUUCUUUUAAUAUUUUAUAUGACGGAUCAUUGUGGUACUACACAAAUGUAAGGAAAUAAACUAUACAACUCUCGAGGAAAUUCCUUACAUUUGGUUAUAAUUAUUCUAACUUAUACAAGUAUCUCAAAGCAUUCGUUGGAUUCAGCUGAAGCAUGCUGAAUGUCACUAUACAAAACUCAUCUGCCCCCGACUAAAGAAAUAACUAAAGAGGGUUGGAAACUUGUCAAUCCGUCGGUCAAAAGACCACUUUUGU
Strongylocentrotus purpuratus (purple sea urchin) is the source of this 2910-nucleotide messenger RNA. RefSeq lists its product as uncharacterized. The transcript has 8 exons. NCBI's taxonomy places the organism in Eukaryota, Metazoa, Echinodermata, Echinoidea, Camarodonta, Strongylocentrotidae. The record is from RefSeq and is a predicted model, not a curated record. The coding region runs from base 224 to 1192 and encodes 322 amino acids.